CCGUGGUGCCCAACGCGCUGCACCGCGGCCCAGCAGGCACUGUCCUCCUUGUCGUUUCCGGGGACCCCAGGACCCCCGCGGCGGCGCAGAGGCCGGGAGCUCGCGGACCCCACCCGGCCGCGUGCUCACCGUGCGCUCCCGCACGCCUGGCGCGCAGCGCGCGUUCCUUCCCGGCGAGGACGGCGCUGGCGGCGAGGAGCGGCUCCAGGUCCCGGGCCGCCCGUGCGCUCUGCCCAGGCCCAGCGGCUCGCGGGGCGCGGGACGGAAGGGUCGGGCUUUCCGAUUCCCGGGUCUGCGGGUCCGGAGGCUCGGGCGGGCGGAGGCGCGGAAAUCCCUCCCGGAGCGGGUGGUGCACGGCGUUUGUGCACAGCGGGGGACGCGCGCAGCCAGGCCCGGCUCCACCCCGCGGCCCCGCGCGGGGCCAGGCCCGGCCGAGCACAGCGGGGUCCCGCGGGGGCGGGCCGCGGGCGGGGCCGGGGCAGGUGGAGCCGGGCCUCCCUGCCACUCCCGGCUGGCCCGCGCCUGGCCUCUCCUCCGACUCGGUCCGAGGCGCGGCCCGCGGCUGUGGCGUCUCCCGGGUGGCCGGUGGCUGAAGCGGACCCCAGUGCGGGAGCAGUAAAGGAGCCGAAGAUGGGCGAGGACAGUAAAAAGAAGAAGGAAAAGAAACCAGCUGUCAGUGUAUUUGCCAUGUUUCGCUAUGCAAGUAGGCUGGACAGGUUGUACAUGGUGCUGGGGACUCUGGCUGCUGUUAUCCAUGGAACUGCGCUUCCUCUCAUGAUGCUGGUGUUUGGAGACAUGACAGACAGCUUUUCAAAUGCAGGAAGCAGUAUUUCAUCAAACAUUACUAAUCAAAGUGUGAUCAACAAAACACUGAUCUUCAGACUUCUGGAGGAAGAGAUGACCAUUUAUGCCUAUUAUUAUACUGGAAUCGGUGCUGGUGUGCUUAUUGCUGCUUACAUUCAGGUUUCAUUUUGGUGCCUGGCAGCUGGAAGACAGAUACACAAAAUUAGAACACAGUUUUUCCAUGCAAUAAUGAAACAGGAGAUUGGCUGGUUUGAUGUGCAUGAUGCUGGGGAGCUGAACACCCGUCUCACAGAUGAUGUCUCCAAAAUUAAUGAAGGAAUUGGUGACAAAAUUGGAAUGUUGAUUCAGUCACUGGCAACAUUUUUGGCUGGUUUUAUAGUAGGAUUUACACGUAGUUGGAAACUAACUCUUGUGGUUUUGGCUGUCGGCCCUGUUCUUGGACUAUCAGCUGGGAUCUGGGCAAAGAUACUAUCUUCAUUUACUGAUAAAGAGCUCUCAGCAUAUGCAAAAGCUGGAGCCGUGGCUGAAGAAGUCUUAGCAGCCAUUAGAACUGUGAUUGCAUUUGGAGGACAAAACAAAGAACUUGAAAGGUAUAAUAAUAAUUUAGAAGAUGCUAAAAGAAUUGGGAUAAAGAAAGCCAUCACAGCCAACAUUUCUAUUGGUGUUGCUUUCCUACUGAUCUAUGCAUCCUAUGCUCUGGCCUUUUGGUAUGGGACUACUUUGGUCCUCGCAAAUGAAUGCUCCAUUGGACAAGUGCUCACUGUCCUAUUUUCUGUAUUAAUUGGGGCAUUUAGUGUUGGACAGGCAUCUCCAAACAUUCAAGCAUUUGCAAAUGCAAGAGGAGCAGCUUAUGAAAUAUUCAGAAUAAUUGAUAAUGAGCCACAUAUUGACAGCUUUUCAACAACUGGCCACAAACCUGACAAUAUUAAGGGAAAUUUGGAAUUUAAAAAUAUUCAUUUCAGUUACCCCUCCCGCAAAGAAGUCAAGAUCUUGAAGGGCCUCAACCUGAAGGUGCAGAGCGGGCAGACUGUGGCCCUGGUUGGGAACAGCGGCUGUGGGAAGAGUACCACGGUGCAGCUGUUACAGAGGCUCUACGACCCCACCGAGGGCACGGUCACUAUUGAUGGCCAGGACAUCAGGACCAUAAACGUGAGGUAUCUGCGGGAGAUUAUCGGUGUGGUGAGUCAGGAACCUGUGCUGUUUGCCACCACAAUAGCUGAAAACAUUCGCUAUGGUCGAGAGAAUGUCACCAUGGAAGAGAUUGAGAAAGCUGUCAAGGAAGCUAACGCCUAUGACUUCAUCAUGAAGCUGCCUCAUAAAUUCGACACCCUGGUUGGAGAGAGAGGGGCACAGCUGAGUGGUGGGCAGAAGCAGAGAAUCGCCAUAGCGCGGGCCCUGGUUCGCAACCCCAAGAUCCUGCUGCUGGACGAGGCCACGUCGGCCCUGGACACGGAGAGUGAGGCGGUGGUGCAGGUGGCCCUGGACAAGGCCCGAGAAGGCCGGACCACCAUUGUGAUAGCUCAUCGCCUGUCCACAGUUCGGAAUGCUGAUGUCAUCGCUGGGCUUGAGGACGGAGUCAUUGUGGAGAGAGGAAGUCAUGAUGAACUCAUGAAAGAGAAAGGCGUUUACUACAGACUUGUCACAAUGCAGACAAUAGAAAGUGGAGACGAAUUAGAAAAUGAAGUUUGUGAAUCUAAAAGUGAAAAUGAUGCCCUGGCAAUGUCUUUAAAAGGUUCAGGAUCCAGUCUGAAAAGAAGAUCAACUCGGAAGAGUGACAGUGGAUCACAAGGACAAGACAGAAAACUUAGUACAAAAGAGGCACUGGAAGAAAAUGUGCCUCCAGUUUCCUUUUGGAGGAUUUUAAAGCUGAACAUAACAGAAUGGCCUUAUUUUGUGGUAGGUGUUUUUUGUGCCAUUAUAAAUGGAGGCCUGGAACCAGCAUUUGCAGUAAUAUUUUCAAAGAUUGUAGGGCUGUUCUCAAGAAAUGAUGAUCCGGAAACAAAACGACAGAACAGUAAUCUCUUUUCACUAUUAUUUCUAGUCCUUGGAAUGAUCUCUUUGAUUACAUUUUUUCUUCAGGGCUUCACAUUUGGUAAAGCUGGAGAGAUCCUCACCAAGCGGCUGCGGUACCUGGUUUUCAGGUCCAUCCUGAGACAGGAUGUGAGUUGGUUCGAUGAUCAUAAAAAUAGCACCGGAGCUUUGACUACCAGGCUUGCCACUGACGCUGCUCAAGUAAAAGGGGCUAUUGGUGCCAGGCUUGCUGUACUUACCCAGAAUGUAGCAAAUCUUGGGACAGGAAUUAUUAUUUCUUUCAUCUAUGGCUGGCAGUUGACUCUUUUACUCUUAGCAGUUGUACCCAUCAUUGUAGUAGCAGGAGUCAUUGAGAUGAAAAUGUUGUCUGGACAAGCACGCAGAGAUAAGAAAGAGCUGGAAGUUUCUGGAAAGAUUGCUAUUGAGGCGAUAGAAAACUUCCGAACCGUCGUGUCCUUGACCCGGGAGCAGAAGUUUGAGCAUAUGUAUGCACAGAGUUUGCAGGUGCCAUACAGAAACUCUUUGAGGAAAGCACACAUCUUUGGACUCACGUUUUCCUUCACUCAGGCAAUGAUGUAUUUUUCCUAUGCUGCUUGUUUCCGGUUUAGUGCCUUCUUAGUGGCACGUGAAAUCAUGAAUUAUGAAAAUGUUAUGUUGGUAUUUUCAGCCAUCGUCUUUGGCGCCAUGGCAGUCGGACAGUUCACUUCGUUUGCCCCUGACUACGCCAAAGCCAAAGUGUCAGCCUCCCACAUCAUCAUGAUCAUGGAAAAGGUCCCUACCAUUGACAGCUACAGCACAGCAGGCCUGAAGCCAAAUAUGCUAGAAGGAAAUGUGACCUUCAGCGAUGUUGUGUUCAACUAUCCCACCCGACCAGACAUCCCAGUGCUUCAGGGGCUGAGCCUGCAGGUGAAGAAGGGCCAGACGCUGGCCUUGGUGGGCAGCAGCGGCUGUGGGAAGAGCACUGCAGUCCAGCUCUUGGAGCGGUUCUACAGCCCCUUGGCCGGGACGGUGCUUGUGGAUGGCAAAGAAAUACAGCAACUGAAUGUGCAGUGGCUGCGAGCACAGCUGGGCAUCGUGUCCCAGGAGCCCAUCCUGUUUGACUGCAGCAUCGGGGAGAACAUCGCCUAUGGAGACAACAGCCGGACCGUGUCACAGGAGGAGAUCGAGCAGGCAGCCAGGGAGGCCAACAUCCACCAGUUCAUCGAGUCGCUGCCUAACAAAUAUGACACCAAAGUGGGAGACAAAGGAACCCAGCUCUCUGGAGGCCAGAAACAGCGCAUAGCCAUCGCUCGUGCCCUCAUCAGGCAGCCUCGGAUUUUGCUUUUGGAUGAAGCAACAUCAGCUCUGGAUACUGAAAGUGAAAAGGUUGUCCAGGAAGCCCUUGACAAAGCCAGAGAGGGCCGCACCUGCAUCGUGAUUGCUCAUCGCCUCUCCACCAUCCAGAACGCAGACGUCAUUGUGGUGAUUCAGAACGGCAAGGUCCAGGAACAUGGCACACACCAGCAGCUGCUUGCACAGAAAGGCAUCUAUUACUCCAUGGUCAAUGUCCAGGCUAGAGCAAAGACCUAGUGAACUGUGAUCAUAUGAGAUGUUAAAUAUUUUUUAAUAUUUUUGCUUAAAUAUGACAUCCAAUCAAACUAAAAAGCAUUUAUUGGAUUAGUUAUAGUUAACUAUAUAAAGAUAGUUAAAUAUUUAACAUUUCCUGGCACAAUUGAAGAUGAUUUAUCAAGUUCAGAGUCUACAGAGACUUCCUAAUUAAAGGAGCAGAAAUAAAAUCAUUAUAGGGAGGGUAGAUAAUGGCUUUAAUUUCAUUAUAAAAUUCACAAAAGGAUUUCAAGUAGUUUUUUUCAUAAAGUAUUUUUAAUUUCUACUUUCUGACUGUAACUACCUUGUUAAAAAGUACUAAAAUGUUUAUAUAAAAUACCUAAAAUAAAACUAAGCUUUGAUACGCUUGGAA
Cavia porcellus (domestic guinea pig) is the source of this 4792-nucleotide messenger RNA. RefSeq names its product ATP-dependent translocase ABCB1. Gene Ontology annotation, molecular function: ATP hydrolysis activity; ABC-type oligopeptide transporter activity; ATP binding. Gene Ontology annotation, cellular component: membrane. Bases 631 to 4404 code for a protein of 1257 amino acids. The transcript has 27 exons. NCBI's taxonomy places the organism in Eukaryota, Metazoa, Chordata, Mammalia, Rodentia, Caviidae. The record is from RefSeq and is a predicted model, not a curated record. Gene Ontology annotation, biological process: transmembrane transport.